Messenger RNA from Triticum turgidum subsp. durum (durum wheat), 474 nucleotides. NCBI's taxonomy places the organism in Eukaryota, Viridiplantae, Streptophyta, Magnoliopsida, Poales, Poaceae. The record is from the annotation of a GenBank genome assembly.
AUGCAUGCCCCUAUUUUCUUAGUCGAAUUAAAGUGCUCGUUCAUCAUUUAUGUGAUCGAUGAGUUAUAUUUGUAUGUAUUGGUUUGCAGAGGGAGCGGAGAAGGUGAGCGCGGUCAUCAUGGCGACGAGGAGGAGCAGCAGCAGGCAGCUUGGGCGGAGGAGGCAGCCGGCGUUCAACCGCUGGUGAUGCCGGAGGACGGGUACCAGUGGAAGAAGUACGGCCAGAAGUUCAUCAAGAACAUCCAGAAAAUCAGGAGCUACUUCCGGUGCCGCGACAAGCGGUGCGGCGCCAAGAAGAAGGUGGAGUGGCAGCCGGGCGACCCCAGCCUUCGCAUCGUCUACGACGGCGCGCACCAGCACGGCUCCCCAGCCUCAAACGGCGGUGGUCAGGACGGCGACGGCGCCGCCAACCGGUACGAUCUCAGCACCCAGUACUUCGGCGGGGCCGGCGCCCCCACGCCGCAGACGCGGUGA